ACACAACCCAACAAGUGCUCCCAUGCCUGCGGUGUGAUACCAUCAAACAUCGAGAAGUGCUAUUGUCCCAAAGGAAUGCAAUUAGAUUCAACAAACAACCAUUUGUGUGUCCGUAAGUUGAUAGUGCUUUUUAAUGUUUACAAAGAAAGAUCCAUCAAAUAUAUUUAUUUGGAAAUAGGCAAAUGCUAUAAGAAAAUUUGAAUUUAUGAAGAUGAUAUCAUGUUCCAAAAUAUAGUAUGCAACAAUAUACCAUUUAAGUUACAAUUUUGUUUGUGUUCAUAUGUACUAUUAUUAUGAUAGUUCAAAUAAUAAUAUAUUUGCAUUAUUUUAUUUUAAAAUUUUAACAUGAAAAAUAAUCUUUUUUAAAGAAUAAUGAUACAAUUUUAAAUUAUUACCAUCAAAAUUAAAAAAAAAAGAUACCUUCAUAAAGAAUUUGUCACAGCAAUGAGUAAUUACUAGUGCAAGUAAUUAUAUACUCGGUCUAAAAGACUAUCUUACGUGCACAUCACACUUACGUAGUUCAGUAGUUUAAUGCAAGUAAAAUUUUCCGUAAUUCUUUGUCCUUUUUUAAUAGUCGUUAUUAACAUUACCUCUACAUUUUCUAUGCCUUUAAUACUUUUCGCGCCCCUUUCGAGUGAAUGAGUUAUGCAUUCAGGAAGAAAUUCAGGUAUUCUUUAAAUUGCUUUUCCUUCCAUCACAUUUUUCCCGAGUUGACAGCAGGAAGAUACUUUUCCAGUGUUUUAAAAUUAUAAACAGAUUAUUAAUCUAGAGGGCAGCAUAGAGAACCAACCUUUUCUUAAUAGGUUUGUCCUCUUAUAAAUUUUGUUUUUCUGAACGAAAAGAAAAGAGGACAAACGCCCUGUUCACUUCCAAGUUCUUUCAAAUGGUUUCAUCGCAUUGUUUGGUUCUGACGUUCUACAAGACGUUUGACUUGGAGUUGACAGGCAUUGAUAUCUUUUGUUGGGCUGAUGUUACAUGGAGGAAAUCCGCCAAGAAACCUUCUACCCUGGUAGUUUAUUUACAUUCCAACACAACCAAGACGGCCAAUCAUUACAUAUAAAUACUUUACUCAUUUUAUGACAGUUAUUGCUUGAAUCGGUUUAGCUUAUCUUCAGCGGAAAUCUUAAAACGACCAUAAUUUAUUAAACUGUUUAAAAAAAAAUUAUUUCGCUUCUUUAGAAGUACCGAUAUGUAUGCAGAGUCAUCACUAGGGCUAGUGUCACCCGGUGUUAUAAAUUAGAGCUGCCCCCCCCUUCUCCACCCUGCGGACCUACACCGAGUAAUUUUUAACUAGAUCAAACAGAACCGCUUACAGUAUUGUUUGUAAAUAAAACCCUAAAGCAACAUAGGCCUUAAGAGGAAAACAGAAUUUGAGGUCCCCGUGACAGCUUUUAAAAAAGUGCAAGAAAAUUAUCUUUUAGUAAAACGUGGAACGUUAUAGUUAAAACUUGACUUUUCUGUUCUUCAAAGAUCACAAACAUGUCAAAACCUUCAUCAAAAUGAACAUUCUUCAUCGUAUUACUUUCCAAUGACAAAAUAUCAAGACCAGACAACCCGGUAGAUUGCAAUUAUUUAUUAGCUAAUAUAGCCGUUGUUGCCCGGGUUUGGACUCUGAAACUUUUCUGUAAUUCUACCAGUUAACAUUUAUUUACCCGAAAGGGCCUGUGAUAAACAUGUCUUUAUGUAAGUUACAGUUUUGGUUUUGAAAAGCCCUCUCACUUGAAGCCACAGACACACGGAUUGUGAUACAUAAUAAUAGGUUUAAUGAGAGGAUUGCCACCCUGUCCUGGAGGAAUCCCGUGCAGUUGACACAUUGUUCUGUUUGCAACACGUUCUGUUGACACCCUGCUCUGUCUGAGUGCACUCUGUUUUGUAUUUAACUAACUUCUUUAUGAAACCGCUUAAAUCGUACUCGUAACAUUUCCAUUUUCACCCCCCCCCCUGGGAUGGUAUCACCCGGUGUGGUCCACAUCCCCUAGUGACGCCACAAGCUAUACGAGCAAGCUCUGAAGUUCUAAUUGAUAAUUAGAUUUCUAUUUCGAGCAAAGAAGAUAUCUUUGUUUAUUUCUCAUAUACUAGGUAAUGUCUGUUAAGCUUAUUAUCUCAGUUUAUUAGCAGCUACUUCUAUUUCUAUAUGUUAGAAAAAAAUAUUUUGAAUGUGUACAAUUUAGUUCCUCAGGCUCUUAAAGAAUCAACAAGAUAUAACAAUUUUUAACCAGAUUUCUUAAGUAAACAAUGACAGAAUUAAAUUUUUAAAAUGAAAUCUGAAUCCUCUGAGUCUCAAAGGGUGGAAAUUUGUUAUGUGACACAAAUUUGAGACAAAAUCAUUGACUGCAAGGGCACAAAUAUAAAAAAAAGGUGAAAGGUGCCCUUCAAAAUAAAUAUGAAUGCAACAUCAUUUUCUAAACCCACCCAAAGGCCAUGUUAAGAGAGCUGUGACGACUGUGGCGAGGAAAAGUGGCGCCCGGGAAGAAGCAUGAACAUUUCACCCUUCAAUAUGUCGAAAAUAGUUAUGCCUGUGAUGGACCAGUAACACGAUGAUUUUGGCGCCAUUUUUUUUGGGUUAAAUACGUGUCCUUUUAUCGUUAAAUUCACUAUUAAGGUCCUUUCUUUAGAAGAUUUUGCCCCACCCCUCCCCAAUGUUGAAGCCUGGUGAAAGUGCCCACGUUACCCCAACUCCUUCGCACGGCCUACAUGCUCAAUGCUCAUCCAAAAUGUUCAAAUUUAAUAAAUUUAAGAUUUUAAAUUGUGUUGAGCAUUGGUUAAGCUAUCUACCUUGCAACGAAGACGCCCACAGCCAUGGGUAAAAAAGUAGGGUCAAUUUCAACUCGUCAGGCCAUUAAGGUAGAUGUUCUUCCAGACGAGGAAUCCUUAAGAAAAAGCACAGAUGGAUUCAAAUAAGGACAAGAAAAAAAAAUAAGAUUCCAAUAUUGAACAUUCUAAAUCUUCUUAGCGCUCAACAAAGUGGCAAUAAUCUUACCGGUUCAGUUGAAGAAGUAAUUUAAAACUCAGUAUGAUUAACGUUCUUGGAGCAUUCUAAUUAAAUAGCCACACAAUAAAUAAGUUUGAAGGACAUACACCUAAUGACAAAUUAAGACAAAAUAGCUUAAUUUUUUUACAUGGACAUUACAGCUUAGAGCGCAAGAAACCAUCGACAGAUACUUGUAUUUUCUUAUAGUUUUAGAGUGUUAGUCAAUUAGGGAUCAUAGAAAAACGAAUAGAGUUGGAAGCCCAAUAACUUUAUGUAACUUUCAAUUUUUUGGCCAAUCCAUAAUUUGCAUUUUGCUAAAUAUAAUGCAUGUCAAAAAUGCUAUUUUCUGUCAAUGUAUAUCGUAAUAGGAAUUAUUGUCAGUUUAAAAAAACAACAACUAACCUGGGGUAUUUUACAGCUUGUCAAGACUGGUUUUAUGGACAGGACUGCAAAUACGAGAGUACCUGCAACAGAGUCAACACCAAAGUACUGAACCGCGUGAAUGGUCUGUGUACCUGCUACUUAAACUGGACAUCUACAGAUUGCAGCCAAGAUUUUAAUGAGUGCACUGUAAACGCCUGCAAUACAACAAUAUCUAGUUGCUUAAAUAGUUGGGGAUCAUUUGAAUGUCGCUGUAACGUGGGUUAUGAAAAUGUAAACAGACAAACAUGUGAAG
Messenger RNA from Lymnaea stagnalis (great pond snail), 3647 nucleotides. The record is from the annotation of a GenBank genome assembly. NCBI's taxonomy places the organism in Eukaryota, Metazoa, Mollusca, Gastropoda, Lymnaeidae.